AUGGGUGCAAAGUCGGUUAAACCCGUCGAAUUGAGCAAAGAAGAUAUUGAGUUUAUUUCGAGAAAAUCAAAACUUGAUCCUGAAUCGGUUGAAGAAUGGUAUGAAAAAUUAAAGGCUGCCUGUCCAAAGGGUACAAUAGAAAAAACUGAUACAAAACGUUUUUUAAAAGCAAUUGUUCAUGAAAAAGAUAAAGAAGAAACGAUUGAUAAAUUAGCUGAUGAAAUUCAUCGUUCAUUUGAUACAAAUCAUGAUGGAAAAGUUGAUUGGCGUGAAUUUCUUAUUGGUUUUGCAUUAACAUCAAGUGGAAGUUUAAAAGAACGGCUGAAAUACGUCUUUCGAACAUAUGAUCAUGACAAUGAUGGAGUAAUUAAUAAAAAAGAAAUUGAUAGAAUGGUUAAGCCGAAAUGGACACGGUUUGCCAGUUUCCGUGCCCAAAAAAAUCUUUUGACUGUUUUGGGUACGGUUAUUUAUUUGGGAACGGUAAUUAGCCGAAAUGGACACGGUUUGCCAAUUUCCGUGCCCAAAAAAACCGUUCGUCUUAUUUGGGCACGGUUUUCCUUUCUGAAACUCGGGAAUGCUGCACUCCAUUCGCUUAAUCAUUCUAUUCGUGCUCAAACUACAUGUGCUCCUUCGCCUGUACGUGAAAUUGUCUUGAAAUCGGCUGCUGCUAAAUUGAGCCAAACUCAGACCCAACUUACUGUUGUCAAUGAGUACAAUGGACAAGUCUCGUCGUCCAAGGUGACAAGUCUACUGAAAUAUCAACGUUUAGUAACACGGGCUAAUGUCUACUCUGUUCAUGAUUUUUGUCAGUGGUGUCAACUGCGUUCUACUACUCCCAGUUUACAGUCACCGCACGAUGUUUAUGUACCACAGUUCGAAAUCAAUUCCUCCGAGGAUCUGUUUAUGUUCUUCACUACUCGUCAGCUGAUCUCUGUUGGUGCUCUGUCAUAUCUAUUUCAAGUUGACGCAACAUUCAAAUUGACCUGGCAAGAACUACCUUUGCUGGUGUUUGGCUGUAGUGAUGCGGACCGCCAUUUUCACCCCUAUGGCAUCGCUCUGAUUUCAACAUACGAAGCUGCUAGUUCAUAUGCUCGAUUGUUUCAAACAUUAAAACAAACAGUGCUGAACACAACAGGUUCAGCAUACGAUGUUAAAAAUGGUGCCAGUUGCACGGUGGCAACAUCGUUACAUGGAAAACAUGAUGAAAACACAGAACGAAUUGUUGAACAACUGCGAACAGCAUUAGAAAAAUUAAACGAAGAAAAAGAUGCAGGUCACAAAGAUCGUGUGACAUCGGAUGAAUUUAUUCAAAUAUUAUUAGAAAAUAAAGAAAUAUGUGAUUUAUUAUCGCCAUUUAAUGUUACAUAA
Didymodactylos carnosus is the source of this 1368-nucleotide messenger RNA. The record is from the annotation of a GenBank genome assembly. NCBI's taxonomy places the organism in Eukaryota, Metazoa, Rotifera, Eurotatoria, Philodinida, Philodinidae.